AUGGCAGCUGCUCCCAGUCGACAAACCCAACGAAUAGAAAAGGAUUUAAACGCAUUAAAUACCAACCCUUUACCAUUUAUCCAAAAUUUAAACUUGGCAUUUAACGAUGGUGUUAAUGAAUUGACUGGCACAUUAAUUGGCCCUGAUGAAACUCCAUAUGCUGGUGGUCAUUUUCGUUUUAUAAUAAAAUUUCCUCCUGAAUAUCCAUUUAAACCACCUGAAUUUUACUUUAUUACAGCGAUGUGCCAUCCAAAUGUUCAUUCAAAAACAGGCAAUGCAUGCCAUGAUCACCUUACUGUUACAUGGGCACCAAGUAUUACACUCGCUAAAUUAUUAACUGAAAUGCAUUCAUUAUUGGAAAAACCAAAUUAUGAAAUACCUCUUGAAGAGGAUCCACUAAAUGAGAAAAAUGCAGACAAAGCUCGUCUAUGGACAGAUCAAUUUGCUCAACCAUAA
Messenger RNA from Rotaria sp. Silwood1, 456 nucleotides. Lineage: Eukaryota; Metazoa; Rotifera; Eurotatoria; Philodinida; Philodinidae. The record is from the annotation of a GenBank genome assembly.